Myxozyma melibiosi is the source of this 996-nucleotide messenger RNA. RefSeq names its product phospholipase A2. Lineage: Eukaryota; Fungi; Ascomycota; Lipomycetes; Lipomycetales; Lipomycetaceae. The transcript is spliced from 6 exons. The record is from RefSeq and is a predicted model, not a curated record. The coding region runs from base 1 to 996 and encodes 331 amino acids. Gene Ontology annotation, molecular function: 2-oxoglutarate-dependent dioxygenase activity.
AUGCAGCAGACGCAGGACAGCGAUGGUCCGGUGAGCAGGCAGCUUGAGGACGCGCUCGUGGAGCUCAUUGAGCUGCACCAGGACCUCACGACCUCGUUCGUCCCCGAAGUCCGGUUCCCGCCCUCGCCUCUGGAGUUCCUGCGCCAGGUUCACACCAACUUUCCAAUGAUUUACAGAGGUGCUGCGUUUGAGUGGCCGGCUUUCGACCCCACCUCCGGCCGUCGGUGGUCGAAGCAGUACUUUUUGGAAAAGCUGGGGAGCGCGACUGUCUCUGUUGCCGAGACCCCGUUCGGAAACGCAGAUUCUCCGGUCGGCGAGCAGUUUGUGCAGCCGUUCACGUCGACGAUGCCGUUCACAGAGUUCGCAGACAAGCUGGCGGACAAGGACGCUGCCACCGUGUGCUACAUGCAGUCCCAGAACAACAACCUGCCUCGCGAGUUCCCACAGCUGGCUGACGAUGUUGAUAGUGAGCUGUCGUGGGCGUCGGAGGCUUUCGGCGCGCAGCCAGAGGCGGUGAAUCUGUGGAUAGGAAGCAGCAAGAGCGCUACAAGUUUGCACAAAGAUCCGUACGAAAACUUGCACGUCCAGGUUCUCGGCGAGAAGAUCUUCAAGCUAAUCGCCCCAGCAGAAUACAUCUGUGUGAAGGAGACCGCACUGCGGCAAGCAGAAUACGUAAAGGCCGGGGACGACAACGACUUCUCCGUAACCGAGGACGGGACCACUGUGCCCUGGCCGACGAUGGACCCGGACGCCAUCGACGGCAGAGACGAGUGGCAGCGGCGGUGUCGGGUGCUGGAGGUCGUUCUCCGCCCGGGCGACGUGCUGUAUCUGCCCGCGCUGUGGUUUCACAAGGUGUCGCAGGUCUCGGACGAGGACGGGCUGUGCUGCAGCGUGAACUACUGGUAUGACAUGGAGUUUACGGGCCCGCUGUGGGCGAUGUCGAGUUUUGUGAGGCAAUGCUCGCGAAUAGCACGGGCGCAGGGCGGUGCAGGAUAA